AUGGCCAAUAUCGACGUUCUGCACCUGCCGGAGGAAAUCAAAAAGGCGGACGGGGCCAGUGGCUCUGCUGGGCUGGACGAGGGUGCUGAGCCCAAGUCGGACAUCACUAUCGCUCCAGAAGCCUCGGAUGACCAGGGCGUGGCAAGCCCUGCAUCUGCAUCAUCUCCUGCGUCGGCGCUGACGCCGCUAAGAGCAAGUCCGGCGAAUGGCCAGUCCUCGUCGUCCAGCACCGCUCCAACUUUGACGGUGCCUCAUCCCAAGAAGUUUACUUCUAGCAAUAUCAACAGGAAAUUCUUGGAGAAGACAUCAUCUACCUCCCCUUCAGGUCAGACACUAUCCGCCUCUGUGACAGCGAAAAUUGGAAGUUCAAUCCAAAAGCCCCCGUCGCAAGCCGCCCCCACUCACUCUCGCCUAGUGACCGCUAAGUUAACUGCGACUCCGCAGUCGUCUAGUACGACGCCAGGAUGGUCCAGACCACCGUCUUCGGUUUCCUCGGUUGCCCCUACUCCCUCAGCUGCAGCCAAUUCAAAGCCUCAACCUAUCCAGUCUUCAUCCAUUUCCCCUCAGCCUACUCUUGGUAAGGUCAUACAGCCGCAACCACGAGGAGCGUCCGAGGCAUUUGCAGGAGUCGUCAAGAAGGAAAGUUCAGGGAAACCUGUGUGGGGAAAUGCGAGGGGUACUGCAGCAGUUGUGGCGAAGUUGGAUGCGGUUGCGAAUGACUUCCCCACAGCGGCGGAAGCCGCGCAAGGCCGAGCUGCCAAGGCUUCCGAGCAAAAACAGGCCACUGAAGCGGCGGCGGCGCAGAAGCAAGCAGUCGCCGCGGAGGAAGACACAUUUCGUGGCGUCCAUCUCGACCCAAAUGCUCACCAUUGGGAUGAGAUGGAGGAAGACGACGAUAAUUUCCUAGAUGGUGUGAUCGAGUUCGACGAUGGGCGGCAGUACAAAGUCCAGCCUAGUGAUGCACCUACGCGAAACUCACCUCCUCACGAUUCAGCCGGAAACCAGGAAGGUCAUGACGUACGUAGCCAGCUCGAACUAUUAGGACCCCCCGAUCACCCUGUGAGUAAGGAAGAGCGGUUUGCAGAUGACUUCGAUAGAAGUUGGCCUCGCUCAAGAGUUGUGACGGGGAUGCCUUACAAUCAGCGCGAACAGCAUGCAAAUGCCACUUCUCCAACAGCCUCUUCAGUGUCAAUGCAUUCGCCACAGGAAAUGUCGCGCGUGCUCUUCAAUGAGAGGUCAAACAGGCUGGAGCCCUACUCGAACUCUCAUGUUCCGCAUCGCCAGGCCAGUUCUGGCCCACCUCCCUUCAUGGCGCGGAGAGGUAGUCGUUCCGACAAGGCCGUCUCGCCAACCGAUCCGAGGGGCGGCCGCGAUGUCCCCCCACACGUGCUUCAGCAAGGUGUUCAGUUGCUGCAGAAGCCGCCCGGUGGCGACCGUCGCUUCGACACCGGGUCUCAUUCGCGAGCCUUCAGAGACCAACAUCAGCCACCAGCAUUGUCUCCUACGGAGAACGCACGGCAUGGCGACCGCGAGCCGAAUGCCUCCUUCCAAUUUCCUCUCUCGCGAACAUCGUCACAAGGGUUCCAAGCACGCAGCAAGGAUCACUACAACCCGUACGGGAUGCCUCAUCUGUCGCCCAUUGGGACUGGUCGCGAUGUCGAAGACCGUCCACGCCGAACGUCGACAAUGGGCCCUCCUCCAUUGCCUCCACCACCGCUGAGAGAAACUGGCAGACAGCUGCCGCCGCAUUUAGGGAAUCAGAGGUCGCCAACGUUUUCAAUGCCUCGUGCCCCGUCGGUCCCAGAGCCCAAAGACGCGAUGCCUUCCGGGCUAACUGCAGAACCGCCUUCAGCAACAGGACCAUCAUUCGCCAUGCCCGUUGCGCAAUCGCCGUUGAGUACGCACGCGUCACUCUCUCCCGCGACUUCGGUAAGAGCGCCACUGCCCAUUGUUGUGGACAUCGAAGAUGUACAUAAGGAGACGAUGUCAAUGGCUGCGGAACGUGCUAAAUUGCGGCGAAAGCAGGAAGAAGAAGAGCGCGAGCGCGACAAGGAGCGCGCUCGCAGGAAAGCGGCCGAGCUUGAGGAAAAGAUGAAGGCACACAGUGAACAGAAGCCUCAGACCGAUGCGCAAAAACCUACCGUCUCAGAAGCGCAGGUGAUUGCUGUCAUCGAAGCAGCUGUGCAGUCCAUACCAUCAGGCAAGCCGACUGAGUCGCCUUCAAACCAGGAUUUCCAGCCGCCCUCUGCCGGCCGGCCUGGGUUUGCUCGCGCACCAUCAACGAAGGGCGCUCCCCGACCGGGCCCCAAUCGACGCACUUCCUUCCUUGCACCUGUUGAGUCGUCGCCCGCAACAGAGGUGGAGUCUUGGCGCAGCAAGGCCCCUCGACCUUCGUCAUCCUCACAUCAAACGCCAGUUGAACCUCCUCGCGCGCCGCCACCUCUAUUACUUGCGGAAAUAGACUCCCUCGACGUGCAAUCUGGCGAAGACCUAGAAGUUGUUGAUUUUGCUGACCUUGGGAGGCUUGUUGGCAUGGAGCACCCACCGCCCGCUGUAGCGCAAGAUGUCAAACCCUUCGUUCGUGCCGCCACAAGACCACCCAGACCUGUGGCUACAGAUUUCUUCGACGACGAUAUAGCUCCUGCCAGUGCACUACCGCAAUCAGCUCGCGGCGAGGAGGGUUCGUGGAGGCGUCGGCCCGAUCGUCUUCCCGAUCAAAGCACAGAUAUCCCUAAGCUCUCACCCAGCGAGGCCACAGGGGAGAAGGCCACAGUGCAGAUCGUGACCUCAGAUCCACCUUCAGCAGAUGUUCUUGCGAUCAGUACAAUUGUGACAGAGUCCUCUCCUUCGAGACAGGACGAGCCAUAUCUGCAGACGAACGGGCACCACACCGGAGCCACUCACAACCACCACGCUCCGUUGCGGUCGCCGCUGGGACCAUCUUUCCGAGAGGCACCAAUGUCUGCUUUAGACGAUACCAUGGCUCGUAUCAAGGGUGCACUCGAUGGCCUGCACCCUAAAGAACCUGCGCCUGCUGCACCUAAGCUUCAGAAGUGGUUACCUCCAGCUCUCAGACAAAAGCAGGUCGACUACGUUACAAGCGUUCCGGGAGAGGUGUUCGACGUGACAAGGUCUCAGCCGCCGAGAUCUCCAAAACCGGUCUGGAACGUUCUCACUGUUAAGCUUCCGGUGCACGAUUCGCGACGUUAUGAGCCCGUUAGCAAGCGGCAGCUUGAUAUCAGUCGACGCCCCAACGCACGCUGGUCGGAAGUGUUUUCAUGGAGCCCUCCUCUCAUGACGACGACACCCGAAGAGCUUCUGUUCCGCAAAUAUUUCCACAAAGGGCGUCCUCCUAAGUACUUCGUUGUCAUCCCACGACCACGACGAGCCCCACACCACAGUGUCUCCGAUGAUGCGCAAGGGCCUGUAGUCAACCUGCCACCAAAGCCGGUUACAAGACAAUCCAGCCAAAGUGAGAAGGUGGACGUACAGACAGGUCCCAGUUGGCGCAGAAUCCAGCAGGCAGAAACACUGGGGAAAGAAAUGAAUGCUGCUCAGUCAUCUUCUGUACUCGACACUUCGACGGUCAACUUCAUUGUUUCAAGUGAAUUGGAAGAUGAACGUUCAGCCGAGGCCAUCAACAAUCCCACCCCAGCGGACGUCAAUCAAGCAGCGAAAGCGACGGGAGAGGCUACCUUCACAAAUGAGACUGCGCCACCUGCAGAAGGUACUGGCCAGUUUCUGCCUGCGUCGACAGAUGGCAAAUUGGACUCCGAAAAGAGUGAUCUUCCGCCCGAGCGAGUGAUCAUAACGCCGCCACCCUCUGCCUCAAUGAGCCCGUGGACGAAGUCGCCUCGAUCAUUCUCUGUCAAGGAAUCGCCAUCACGGCACCCAGAUCCUGAGCACUUGAAGGCUGUCUGGUCGCAUCCAUUGAACAAAGCUGAUUCGUCGUCAAGGAACUCUCUGGAGGGAAUUGCAGACGACUUGGCUGCCGUUCCCUUCACCAUUCAGGAAGUCAAGUCAGAAGAUGGCGAAACACCACCACCAUCCAGUUCUGGUGUGCCGCCGCGAAUGUCGUCAUUUGAAGUCGCCCGUGCUUUCCAGACAGUGCCCUCUCCAUCGCCAUUGGGCGCGCAUCAAGGAGGGUCUACAUUACCUGACAUUGGUUCGGCGCCGCAAAAUGGCGCAUCGCGGCCUACAUUCGCAUAUGCACCGCCGAUGGCAGCUGCAAACAUGCGGCCACCAUAUGGCUAUCCAUCUCCCAUGAUGAGCCAUACACCAAGUCCAACAGUCAUGUAUCCUCACAUGGCGCCAAGUCCGGUGUCGAGACCUAUGGUCAUGAACGGCCCACCUUCGCCGUACGGGCAGCCUGUAUGGGUACCAGUUCCAGGACCACCGUCGCAACCGCCAGGCGCCAUGAUGCGCGCCAUGGCCUCACCUUACCCCGCACAGCUAAUGCCGUACCCCUCGCAUGGUGGGCCGGUACCGAUGUAUGCUGGUAGCCCUGCAGCCGUCCAGGCGUCCCUACCACAACCUUCCAACGCCCCCCAAAAUCGUGCUCCUGGAAUGCCAAUGCUGAGUCCGGUCAUGCAGCCCGCUCAUGCAAACCUUCCCAUGUAUGCCAGUAGUCCCGUCAUGAUGCAUUCCCCCGCUGUUGUACCUGUUCCUCCGAACCACAACUACUCGGGCGUACCAGCCGGCCGUGGGCGCAGAGCGUACGACCAAGCUCACAGCCAUCCGCCCCCACAAUCAGGUAGUUAUGUUGUUGCUCCUAGUACUUAUGGACAUUGGUAGAAUGCUCUGCUGUUCUGUUAUCUUGCUACGCUAUUAUCUGUUAUCAUACCCUGCUCAUGCGGCCUUGUAUACAAUAUUUCACCGCCGCGGUCUCAUCA
Messenger RNA from Postia placenta MAD-698-R-SB12, 4892 nucleotides. RefSeq lists its product as hypothetical. The record is from RefSeq and is a predicted model, not a curated record. The transcript is spliced from 7 exons. NCBI's taxonomy places the organism in Eukaryota, Fungi, Basidiomycota, Agaricomycetes, Polyporales, Adustoporiaceae. Bases 1 to 4794 code for a protein of 1597 amino acids.